UGAUGAUUUCUGCGGUUCUCAGUUUUCAAAGUUCUGUCUGACAUAUUUAAACUUUUGUAUGCAAUUGUUGUCAGGUUCAAUUACACAUACUAUGACAAGAAAUUAGGGGCCAUACACAAAUAAAUUGAGGCCCUGGACAAGAAGGGGAUGAAUAGAAUAGAAACAGGAGAUCCAGAUGAUUUCGAAGACUAUUUGUUGGAGUUUCACAACACUAUUUGUGGACGCCAUCCAAUUAGUGUUUUCCUCCAUGAAAGUCUCUGCUGGUCCAACUAAGUCAAGGCAAUACGGCAUUCCCUCUUUACAUGUUUUCACUCUCUUGGCUGGGUUUCAACCCCUAGUUUUCAGAACCCUCAUCAACCUCUCUGACCCUCCUCCCUUUUCCCUAAAAUACUGAAGAAAAAUUGUGAAUCAUUUCAUUUGGUCACGCCGGCCACAUGCUGUACCUUUAGAAUUGGAUGUUUCUCCUGCUCCUUGGUUUUUUUUUAUUCUUCAAUAUAGCAUAUGACCUUCC
Rubroshorea leprosula is the source of this 511-nucleotide messenger RNA. Lineage: Eukaryota; Viridiplantae; Streptophyta; Magnoliopsida; Malvales; Dipterocarpaceae. The record is from the annotation of a GenBank genome assembly.